This is a messenger RNA of Punica granatum (pomegranate), 408 nucleotides long. Lineage: Eukaryota; Viridiplantae; Streptophyta; Magnoliopsida; Myrtales; Lythraceae. The record is from RefSeq and is a predicted model, not a curated record.
AUGAUUGAUGAUGAAGGCCUCGGGCUCGUUGCCAAUUUUCUUGGCAUGUUCAUAUUUCUGCUCGUGAUUGCAUACCAUUAUGUGACCGCUGAUCCAAAGUACGAAGGAAACUGAGAACUGAUGCUGUACCUCCCUUCUUUCAUACUGAGACAUGCCUAUCUAUAGAAAGACAAGUUUAACUAGUUUUCUUAGCAUAAUCAUCUGAUUUUUUUUUUCUCUCCUUUCUACCACAUCUGGAAUUUUGCUGACUCUUUUUUUUUUUUCAAUUAACGUUUUUUGGUUUCUGCAACUUUCAUGUUUUGCUUGUGCUAAUGUUCGACAGAUUAUGAAUCAUGGAGUUAAUAUCGUGAAAGAUGGCUAGAUUUUGUUGUUCAACAAUUGGUAUUAGAGAUUUGCCCAUGUUAUUGA